UACGAAACGCGUAAACAUUAAACACCAUGACAGUCUGACUCAUUUUCGAAAUUGUUUUAUAAAUUAACAUUAAAGUGCCUUUAAAUAAUCAUGACAACGAUUAAGCAAACUACGAUCAAAGCCAUAAUCUGCCUUAUAUUCGCCACAAAUAUUUUCACAGUUAAUGCUGUCCGUUGUUAUCAAUGCAGUUCAAACCGAGACCCAAAAGGAGAAGACAGCUGUGGCGCUUACAAAAAAUUUGAUAAAACCCACCAUAUAGCUGUCGAAUGUAACACUGAAGACAGUCAUAUGCCAGGUUCAUUUUGUAUGAAACUGACACAACAAAGUCCUAGGGGAUUUAUUUGGGAUGGUCGCUGGAGACAAGUAAUCAGAAGGUGUGCCUCUGUUGCAGAUACUGGAGUUACGGGUGUCUGCAAUUGGGGUGUUUAUGAAAAUGGGGUUUAUUGGGAAGAAUGUUACUGUUCAGCAGAUGAAUGUAAUGGUAGUACUAGAUUAAAAACCUCACUAGUAUUAUUAUCGGCGGUAUUUGUUAUUUUUAGUUUUAGAAUUGUUUAAUUUUUAGUCAAUUGUACGUUUACUGAGAAUCUCUUUAAUCCGUCCAAUGUACAAUUUGUUUUCUAUAUAUUUUUUUUAUCAUUCCAUCCAAGAUGUUAAUUACUUAGUUAUAUUUUUUAAAAACUUAUGUAAUAAAAUAAAACUGAACGAAGUUUUA
This is a messenger RNA of Zophobas morio, 712 nucleotides long. RefSeq lists its product as uncharacterized. Gene Ontology annotation, biological process: positive regulation of voltage-gated potassium channel activity; regulation of synaptic transmission, cholinergic; sleep. Bases 91 to 555 code for a protein of 154 amino acids. The transcript has 3 exons. The record is from RefSeq and is a predicted model, not a curated record. Lineage: Eukaryota; Metazoa; Arthropoda; Insecta; Coleoptera; Tenebrionidae.